AUGCCUGUUGGAGAGCUCAAUCUUUUCGGAUUGCACCAGUAUGACAACCAGACAUCAUUCUUCUACUCGUCAGGCAAUGGUGCUAUCCUGAGUCAGGGAGUGGGCUACGGUAUCGUGGUGGGGUUUGGAGCGUUCUUUGCGCUCGUCUGUUCGCUGCUCGCAUGGUUCGAUGUGACCUUCAUUGGCAACAGAGACACGUCUGAGCACUUUCAGACGGCCAGUCGGAAUAUCAAGACCGGCCUCAUUGCAGUUGACGUUGUCAGUCACUGGACGUGGAGCAUCACACUUCUCCAGUCCUCCACUGUUGCCUGGAACUAUGGCAUCUCUGGGCCAUUCUGGUACUCGGCCGGGGCUGUGCUGCAGAUAAUGCUGUUUGGCAUCAUGGCCAUCCAGAUCAAGCGCAAGGCUCCCAACUGCCACACCAUACUGGAAGUCGUGAGACUGCGCUGGGGCAAGGCCGCCCACCUGGUGUUCCUGUACCUGUUCUUCAUCAACAACCUGUUCAUCACCAGCACACUCAUCAUUGGAGGCGGCGCAGUCAUCCACGCCCUCACAGGCGUUGCUGUGGAAGCCAGCGCGAUGCUGAUCCCCCUCUCUGUCCUGGCGGUGUUCACAUCGAGCUACCUGCACUCGUCGAUCAUUUUCGUGGGCGUGGUGCUCUUCAGUGUCUAUGUGUACUCCGGCUCGGACGGCGCUCCCAUUUCCAGCAUCGGUGAUGUCUACGACAACCUCGUCGUGCGCAGCGCGGCGGUGCCGCACACAAGCAACAGGGACGGGAGCGCGCUCACGAUGUGGAGCGGCAAUGGCCUUGAGUUUGGCGGCAUCUUCUUCGCUUCCUGCUUCGGCUGGAUCUGGGCCGACCAGGGGUUCUGGCAGUCAGCCAUCGCCGCGCGCCCCUCCGCCGCAUUCAAGGGGUACAUCCUAGGGGGUCUGCUGUGGUUUGCAGUCCCCUACACGCUGGCCACAACGCUCGGCCUGACUGCUCUGGCGUUGGACCUCCCGUUGUCUGCCAAGGAGGUCGCCUCUGGACUGGUGCCCCCGGCAGUGGCCUACCAUCUGUUUGGCAAGGGCGGCGUCAUCCUGAUAGCCAUCAUGGUCUUCAUGGCAGUGACCAGCUCCGGCAGUGCAGAGUUCCUGGCAGUCUCUUCCCUCUUCAGCUACGACGUCUACAAGACGUACAUCCGCCCCAAAGCCUCUGGCAAGCAGCUGCUGCUGGUGUCAAGGCUGGCAGUGCUUGUCUUUGCGCUGUUCUGUGGCGUGUGGUCAAUUGCGCUCAUCAAGAUUGGCAUCGACAUCAACUGGCUUUUCUUUGUCAUCGGCCUGCUCGUGGCGUCUGUCUUCCCCCCAAUCUCCUUCCUCCUCACCUGGAACGCUGUUCCCAAGGGUGCAGCCAUUGCUUCAGCCCUGGGCGGACAGGCGGCUGCAAUCAUUGCCUGGCUCGUGAGCACUCACAUUCUGCAUGGCGAGGUCACCAUCACCACCACAGCCCUCUCAGGCCCCAGCCUGGCUGGAAAUCUGGUGGCCAUCAUUGUGAGCGCGGCGAUCGCGAUAGUGUGGACGCUGAUAGCCCCAGACAGGAACGCCUCCUGGGAACAGCUGCGUGCAGACCUGCAUGACAAGGUCGAAAUCCUGGACAAUGCCAAGGUGAUUGACAGCGAGAAGGAGGAUCCAGCCAAGAUGGCGUACGCAUACAAGAUGACCUGGAUAUGGGCGGGCUGCCUCUCAGUGGUGGUCUUCGUGCUAUGGCCUCUGCUCACACUGCCUGCUGGGGUCUUCUCAAAGUCCUACUUCACCUUCUGGAUCGUCCUCGCCAUGAUCUGGGGCUUCCUGGCAGCGCUGGUAGUCAUCUUCUACCCGCUCAUCGAGUCGCGCGAGAUCUUUUAUGCCAUCUUCGGUUUCGGCCCGCUGGCAGAACGCAGGAGGGCAAACAAGGCUCUGCACAACUCCUCUCCAGCGCACACAAAUGGAGCCGCGCACACAAACGGAGCCACAGAGCUUGGGCAGCUGCAAAAGGACAAGUUCCCCAGCGAUGAGUUCAAACCGCCACAAAAUGGCGAGGCCCCUGAGAUUGACAGCAAGAUCGAUGUCCUCACCGAUGGCAAAGCCGCCGGUUACUGA
Coccomyxa subellipsoidea C-169 is the source of this 2118-nucleotide messenger RNA. RefSeq names its product urea active transporter-like protein 2. The transcript is spliced from 17 exons. The record is from RefSeq and is a predicted model, not a curated record. The coding region runs from base 1 to 2118 and encodes 705 amino acids. Gene Ontology annotation, molecular function: urea transmembrane transporter activity. NCBI's taxonomy places the organism in Eukaryota, Viridiplantae, Chlorophyta, Trebouxiophyceae, Coccomyxaceae. Gene Ontology annotation, cellular component: plasma membrane. Gene Ontology annotation, biological process: urea transmembrane transport.